AUGACUGAGAUGGUUUGCUCGAGACUCGUCGAUAGCCGUUUCUCAUAUCGAUCUUCUGAAUUUGUGUUUGCUCGCUUCCGCCGUACAGGGGCUUAUCCGCUUUUGGACAGUCGUAUUUUCCUUUCGACGCCGCUUCUCGCAACUCUUGUUUUUCAGCCAUAUGGCGUCCUUGUUGGCCUGCGCCAGCUUCUUGGUCCUGGGAGCUCAGAGAUCACCUCCUCGCGAUUCCACACCUCGUCUGUCGUGUUGGCUCAAUUGCGUAGGAAAUCCAAAAAACCGAAUGGCAAGCCAUCCUCUCCACCACGCACUCGUCUUGCGAAAUCACUCCAGCCAACAGGCAAGGCAAAGAGGCUGGGAAAACUUGAGAUAGCACCAUCACAUCCAGAAUUCAAGCGUGAUUCUGUCCCGCAUGAGGGCCUCGCGCCGCAACAACGAGAGAGCCCACCUAGACGGAGGACGACUUCGGAAUCAAGGUCCAUUCCAAAGCGCCGGGUACCAACAGACGAUGCAGAUGCUGAGACUGAGGUCAAGAAUUGGGCUAUUAAAGCUCACUCUGAACGUGUAGACAGGCGCAAGGUUUUAGCACGUCAACCGCCCCCUCAAGUCAAUCCUUUAGAAGAGGAAUUUGAUCUGUCUGCACCAGCUGCUUCCACAAGCAAAGACCUUCCCACUCGGUUCUCUUCUCCGCCCUUGAUGCCUGGGCUGUUGCAAAGUUUACAAGAGACGCUGGGAAAGGAAGCAAGGCCAACUGCUAUUCAAGCGUCGUCAAUGAAGCAUUUGUUUAAGGAACACGUGGAAGGCGAGAAGUACAAGGAGUUCCUUCUUGCCAGCGAGACAGGGUCGGGCAAGUCGAUAGCAUACCUCCUCCCGGUACUGCAGGAUCUCAAACGCACGGAGCACGAACAGUCCAACGCUGUUGUCCACCAUUCAUCUCGCAAGCCUUUGAAUCCACGUGCGCUCAUACUUGCGCCUACGCAUGAACUCACUCGCCAGCUUGCAAGCUUCGCGAAGAGCUUGUCCCAUGUCAUCAAGUUGCGUUCUAGUGGAACUGCUUCGAAAAUGAAAGGAAAAUUCGAGCAAGCUGGUGCUGCGAGUGACGCUGAAUUUGUCAUCUCCAAAUCUUCUCGUGGGUCAAGACCGGUAGACCUAUUGGCGGGUACGCCAAUGAAGCUUCUUGAGAUGGAGCGCGGCAGAGGCUGGAACUGGGAGGAGCGGGCAAGAGAGCGAGCAAUGAGGAUAGGGAAAGGAAAAUCCGAAGGUCACGAAGAUGUAAAGGAAGAAGACGGGGGCAAUAAAGAACAGCCGCGAGAGUUCUGGGUUGAUGAACCCGAGAUGGGCUUGGAGAACGUGCAGUGGGUGGUUGUAGACGAGGCAGACGUCCUAUUCGGUGCCGCAACAAUCCCCACAUCUCUUGCUAACUAUCUUUCAAACUACCACCCAUCCCUCACCCGUCUUGCAUCCCCGCGGCUGCAUCACCUUCCUCCGACCCUUCGCACAGAACAUACCUCAUGGACUGGCGGGAACAAGAGCGCAGAUAUCGAGCGCCGCAUCCGUCGCGUUUGGGCCGAAGAUGCUCUCGUUCACUCUAAGACCGCAACCGGUCCCGGCCCCAUCAAACUCUCCAAACUCCUGGUCUUCUGCAACAAACGCAGCAAAGUCGAGCAACUCGCUGCAUUCCUGGACAGCCGCGGCAUCAAAUGCGUCGCGCUCACUGGCGGUGCAGAUGCACGCAAACGGGGGUCGAAUCACCAUCUCGAUGGGUUCUUGAAGACGGGUGGGCCUGUGCCGACGGGUCCAGGCGUGUGUGAUCCGGCUCAGACGCCUCAUGUGCUUGUUACGACCUCGCUUCUUUCCCGCGGGCUGGAUUUUUCGCCGAUGAUUAAGCAUGUGUUUAUUGUUGAUGAGCCGAGGAAUAUGAUUGAUUUUUUGCAUCGUGCUGGUCGGGCUGGGCGUGCGGGCGAGGCGGGGAAGGUAGUGGUGUUCGGGAGGGCGAAAGGGAGGGGUAGUGGGCGGACGGAGGAGGUUAAACAGAGGGUCAAGGCUGUUGCUGGAUAG
This is a messenger RNA of Suillus subalutaceus, 2055 nucleotides long. RefSeq names its product P-loop containing nucleoside triphosphate hydrolase protein. The transcript has 4 exons. Gene Ontology annotation, molecular function: ATP binding; nucleic acid binding. Bases 1 to 2055 code for a protein of 684 amino acids. Lineage: Eukaryota; Fungi; Basidiomycota; Agaricomycetes; Boletales; Suillaceae. Gene Ontology annotation, biological process: ribosome biogenesis. The record is from RefSeq and is a predicted model, not a curated record. Gene Ontology annotation, cellular component: nucleus.